GUAGAAGGUCCUGGAGGCGGUGGUCAACAGCAGAUGAAGGGUGAUCAUUCUGCACCAGGCGGGCUGACAGCUGCUAGUGCCCGCAGUGGCGGCGGUGUUGAUGAAGAUCCUGCCGCAGCAUUUCAUCCCACGACGACCGGGGGUGUUUUUAGUACG
Messenger RNA from Amoebophrya sp. A120, 156 nucleotides. The record is from the annotation of a GenBank genome assembly. Lineage: Eukaryota; Dinophyceae; Syndiniales; Amoebophryaceae.